AUGCUCAGCAUUCCGAAUGCAAUGUGGAUGGACAGCAUGACUUUUGCAUCGGAUCUGCCAAGGCGACAAGCCAAGGCGACCAGAAGGGUGUCGCCGCGUUUCAAGCAAACGCGCGGCGAAACCAACACAUCAACACCCUCUCCACGCUCGGCUCAGCCGGGCAGCAGCACCGCGUUGCUGUGCGCUGCUGCGCGUUCGAAUUUCAAGCCGGAAUGCCCAGAGACGCGCCCACUCUCCGCGACGCGACUCAGCGAGCGAGCGUCUGAGCGUCUGGGCGCCGAGCGGCUGUCGGGCUCUCUCGCCCCACGCGACAUCUGCGAGGCAGGCGGCGCAAAGCGAGUGUGCGCAGGCGGCCGAGCGAGUCUCGGAAGUCGCGACUGGAAGCGGGCGACUUCCGACUCGUCCCCCGACGCGCUCUCCUCGCCCAAACGCUCAUUCUUGCGCUCGCCAUCCGUUCUUCUUGCCGCUGGCCCUCCCUAG
This is a messenger RNA of Moesziomyces antarcticus, 480 nucleotides long. RefSeq lists its product as uncharacterized. The coding region runs from base 1 to 480 and encodes 159 amino acids. The transcript is spliced from 2 exons. The record is from RefSeq and is a predicted model, not a curated record. Lineage: Eukaryota; Fungi; Basidiomycota; Ustilaginomycetes; Ustilaginales; Ustilaginaceae.